CCCGAUCAUUAUUCUUAUUCUAGCCGCAUAGGAUAGGAACCAACCUCUCCAAACGAUAACCACGUGGUCCUCAGUAUAAGCGCACGCGCGCCACGUGCUCCGUAUUCUAACCUAAAUUUAUUAUUUCCUAAUUGUGUCUCAUCCGGGAUCAUUAACAGUGAAAACGACCCUGAAAAAUACAAAUUUCAAUAAUCAUCCCUCACCCCCAACAGCCCACAAUACAACUCUCCACUCCCAAGUAAUUUCAGACAGUUGUAUCGACACCUGCACAAUCUGCUUGCCACCCUCAAGAGUGGGGAUAGAGCAUCCAUCGUUGAGGUAAGACCGAACACCGGUUUGCGAGAGUUAAGAUUUGUAUAGAUUUGCAAAAAUCUCCAGUUGACUAAUUUCCCAAGACUCCAGUUCCACAUCUCCAGUAUCUCAUAUCAACCAAAAAUAAUUAUUCCAAUGAUAGUAGCAGGGUUAUUAAACUCCUCCACCCCGCAGAGUCCUCGUCCUUUCUCCCUCGCACCCCCCACCGCUUGUAGAUUGAUAACAUCGUCACAAUUUCGCUUUUCAGUUUGUGGUUUGUGCCCAGUUACCAGUAGUGAAUGAGUACAGUUGAAGUAGUAUUGAAUUAAGAGUUAAGCUGACUCAAGGUGAAUCCUUGGUGGACUCUUGGUGUCUUGAAGGUCUUGAUGGUCCCUAAAGCAUCGCCAUAAACCUUCGUGAAAUCAUUUCAUACAGAUUUAACCUCUUAAAACGAGAAAUUUAACGACUGUUAAUUUGAUAACGAGGGGAAAGCUUAGUCGUCUGGGAGCACCUGUAUUAUCCAACAGCCAUCGUCACCGUUUUUACACGGUUAACAACGUGCAACAAACAAAAAAUGGAUAUUGAUGAUUAUGAAUCAUUGCCAACUACAUCGGUCGGUGUCAACAUGACUGCCGGUGCCUUUGCGGGGAUAAUGGAGCACUGCGUCAUGUAUCCCUUCGACAGUGUUAAGACGAGAAUGCAGGCACUAAGACCGGAGCCAGGUGGGGGUGGCAGUAUUCGUGCUGUAAUGUCCCGAAUGGUACAGCAGGAGGGGCUUCUGAGACCAAUUCGCGGUAUGAGUGCUAUGGUCGCCGGCGCUGGACCAGCGCAUGCACUCUAUUUCUCGUGUUACGAAUUUUUGAAAAAUCGUAUGGUAUCGAAAACAACUUCACAGGUCAAUCAUCUAGUCUAUGGAGCUGCUGGAUGCGUUGCAACAAUAUUACAUGAUGGAGUUAUGAAUCCAGCUGAAGUGGUUAAACAGCGACUGCAGAUGUACAAUUCCCCGUACAGAAAUGUUUUAGACUGUGUACGACACAUUUACAGAACAGAGGGUGUAUUUGCAUUCUACAGAAGUUACACAACACAAUUGGCAAUGAACGUGCCAUUCCAGAGUUUACACUUUAUUGCUUAUGAAUUUGGACAAUCAAUAAUGAAUCCGCAGCAUACAUAUAAUCCUCAGGCGCACAUCUUAUCAGGAGCUAUGGCAGGUGCAGUAGCUGCUGCUUGCACAACCCCCCUCGAUGUAUGCAAAACUGUUCUCAAUACUCAACAGGUUGACGUCCAGGUACAGGGAAUGGUACAUGCCUUUAAACUAGUGUACAGGUUUGGCGGUGUACAGGGCUACUUUCGGGGCCUUAAAGCCAGAAUUAUCUAUCAAACGCCAGCGACAGCUAUUUGUUGGUCUACGUACGAAUUCUUCAAAUAUUUUUUGCAAAGAAGAGAGGGCGAGAGGCACUUUGAGAGAACGAAUGCUGAAAAUGAGGAUCUAUCACCAGUGAGUCCAUCUUACACAUCCACAAUAUCAAGAACUUCAACAUCAACAUUUUCAGGAAGCGGAUUGAUAUACAAUAAAUCACCGGGUCCGGUUUUGCUGGACGUUACGCGAAGCUAGGCAUUGAACAUUUAAGGAAGAAAAAGAGAAUAAAUUCGAUAGGGAAAAAAAUCGAGAUGAGAUAAGUGGAAAUAUUCAACUUUUAUAUUUCAAAGAGUUUAUUAAUGAAUGAUAUUUUGUUAAAUUGGCUUUGUUAGUGAUGAUGAUAUCUCCGAACAAUAAUUAUACUGGAGAUGAUCAAAAUUUUGAAUUGAUUCGAGGCAAUGAAUUGAGUGCAGGACAUUCGAUCAUUUGGUCAUUCGGUCGAGGAAAAAAAACGGAAAAAUGAAAAAUUACAAAAAUUCUAUUCGUUAUGCAUCACGGUUAGAUGGCAUUAUAAGGGACAGAGUCGCACUUUUUACAGUUUCACCAUAUACAUCAUCAGUCUUUAAAGGUUCAGGGGAGUAACGAAAAUUGGUCUUUGAAUUGUCAAAGUAUUCCGUUUAGAGAUGUUCCGGUUAUUCGACGAUUUUUUUUAUAACACUGGCAAUUACUACUAAACAUCACAGACGAUUUUUCUUCUAGCUGGAACUUCAUGUACUAGAAAGGAAAAGCAGUCUAACAUUUUUGAGUAAAUUUGAUAAUUUUGAAGAUAUUCAAAAAAUGAAGUAAAUUAAAAAAACCUCCAUUCAUGAUGGGGAAAUUAGAGAAUUAUAUCUUUUUCUCUACUACUUUCAUAAAAAUUUACAACUAAACGUGUUGACACGCAAUAAAAAGUUGAAAAAUAUUGAAUCAAUCCUAACUCAAGUAUUUAUUUUCGCUUUUUAAUCAUUUAAUAAUUUCUUGUCGUUGAAUUGCUAUGACUAAAUUCAUUAUUUUGCUUCAAUUUCCAUUAUUUACGACGUUAAACUUAUAAAAUUUUUUUUAUUGUUGCACCAGGAGUAUAAAUACAAAGUGUAUUGAGUAAAAGUGAGUAGAUGGUUGAAUUGAGCUCACAUACCAGAAAAACGAUUGAAAAAUAAUAACGCUGAAUCCAAGUAUUUGUAUACAAAUUAAUAUCAUUCGAACCUUAAAAUGUAUUGUAUAUAUUUCGUAAAUUCGACAUUUGAAAAGAUUUGGAAAAUAUAGGUAUCUUCAUUUUUUCAUUACUACUACUACAAAUUUCAAAUAUUUCGUAUUGAUAAAAAAAAAUGAUAUAAAUCAAAGCAGGAAAGUUAGUUCAUUAGAAAAUAAAAGUCACAAAUUAUAAAUUCUCGAAUUAAACGAUAAAUCAUUUUCGUUAUGUGUGAGAGAUGAGUUGAUGCUUAGGAAGUUUAGCAUAAUUAUAAAUACUUGAGAAUGAGGUAAUAAAAAAAGAAGAGAAUAAUCGAAUGAUUCCACAAUGCAAAAUUAACUAGUUCAGUAUUCACAAGAUGACAAUUAACUUUGCACUAUUGUAUUCUGUUGUCUUCAUUGUAUUCUGUUUGAUUUCUCUUUGUAUUUGCAACUGAUAUUUGAAAAUGUGGAUUAACGGCGAAUUUAGCAGAGGAGAUGACUAUAAGAAGAGAAAUGGAAGAGAGAAACAAAAUGUUUAUUUACUCAAAAAAAUAUCAUCUCUAAUUCCGUAUAAUAUUGCUUCCUUAUGGCUGUGAUAACUGAGUCAAAUUCAUCUUGAUAUUGACUUUAAGAGGGAGUAAUAUCGUGUGAACUGACAGCCUUCACGCCAUAUCAUUUAUUAGUAUUUUUUACGUAACAUCUUCAAUCGUAAUUAUUCAUCAAUACUCCUGAUUAUCACGAAAUGACGAAUGAAGAACAAUACCAUGCAUCUUCUGCAUUGAAUUUGUAUAUUAAUUUACAAUUGUGUGCUACACAGAACGGAACUCUACACCCUAGUAUAUAACUUCAGAUAAACUCACGGUUACAAUUGCUUGAGUAAUUGAAUAAAUGUACUAUUUGACAUAUUACUGAGUAAUACAAAUUAAUGCGACAAAUGGAUGGAUGAAUGCAGUCAAUCCAUAGUGUAUCGAUAGUGUACAUAAAUGAAUAAAUAAAUAAAUAAUUGUAUAGA
This is a messenger RNA of Diachasmimorpha longicaudata, 3869 nucleotides long. Its product is annotated as mitoferrin-1. Lineage: Eukaryota; Metazoa; Arthropoda; Insecta; Hymenoptera; Braconidae. Gene Ontology annotation, molecular function: ferrous iron transmembrane transporter activity. The record is from RefSeq and is a predicted model, not a curated record. Gene Ontology annotation, biological process: iron import into the mitochondrion. The coding region runs from base 866 to 1903 and encodes 345 amino acids. Gene Ontology annotation, cellular component: mitochondrial membrane. The transcript has 3 exons.